CGCUGCCGCCCCCGCCGCCGCCGCCGCAGGCGCAGACCGCCCCGCACCCCGAGGACCUCGAGAUCAAGCCCGGCAUCGCUGAGAUGAUACGCGAGGAGGAGCGGGUAAGUGCGGAUGAUGAUACCGAGGACUCGAAGUACGGAGCGCCGGAGGACUUCGCGAAGCUGCUGGAGUCUUCUCACGCCUGGCUCGGCGCCUCCACGUCGUCCAUUGCCGGAUGGUCACGGUCCGGUGGACAGUACUCAGCAGACAGCUACCAGUACCAGCUGCAGUCGAUGUGGCAGAAGUGCUGGAACACGAACCAGAGCCUGGUGCACAACCUGCGCUUCCGCGAGCGCGGGCCGCUCAAGUCGUGGCGACCCGAGACCAUGGCCGAGGCCAUCUUCUCCGUGCUGCGCGAGGGGCUGUCGCUGUCGCAGGCGGCGCGCAAGUACGACAUCCCCUACCCGACGUUCGUGCUCUACGCCAACCGCGUGCACAACAUGCUCGGACCUUCCACCGAUGGCGGAGCAGAUUUGCGCCCUAAAGGAAGGGGCCGCCCGCAGCGCAUACUGCUUGGAUCCUGGCCAGAGGAACACAUUCAUGGCGUCAUACGGGCUGUUGUCUUCCGUGACACGCAGCACAUCAAAGAUGACUCGCACCUUGCCUACCCUCGCCUGGCAUCUCACACACAGGCAAGAAGGAGCCCUCUGCCAACAAAUCUUGUGUCACGCUAUGUUUCGUCACCCCUUGCUGUUGGUGGCUUCUCCCAGCACAUAAAAGAGGACCCGGAUUUAACCUAUUCACACUUAGCACAAAUGCAGGAGACCCUACAAGGCUAUGGUACCGGUACAGAAAGUGGUCCAUCUUGCACAAAUGGGCCAGAAACAACUAUGUCACCUGGAGUAGCAGCGGCCGCAGCUGUGGCCGUGAUGGCACAAGGCCUGCGGCAGCAGAUGUGCUCUGUCGGAGCGACAGAUGCCACUGUUGCCGGCCUGGCAGGGAGCCUGGGGCUGUGCCUCCCUCCUCCACACACCCACUCACACCCGGCCACUUCCAACGGAGGAGCCAGUCCAGCAGUCUCUGGUUCACCUAGCCCACCUGCUGUUCCGUCUCCACUCGCUUCUGUCGGCUUGGGUGGUGGAAUGCCAUACAAGCCACCACCGAGCUUUGCUUCCCCACGUCCUGAGACCCUCUUCCAGGAGGACAUUGAAGAGAUAGUGAAGAGUCCCAAUGUUGGCAGCUCUCCACAGAAUCUUGUCAAAGAAACAAAGGAAACUACUCCAGUGCCUGUCAAGCUUGAAUCUUCAGUGGAGGCACAAGAUGAGUGAAGCUCCAUCAAAUUUUUGGACUUGUGGUACCACUGUGUAGAAGGGUAGAUCUAGUAAAACAUCUAGAUUACUGUGUGUAUUACAGUUAAAGUUUUUUAAAAGUAUAAGACCGUUUUCUAGCCAAAAAUGGUGAGGUCCAUCAAAGACUAUUGUGGUAGCUAUAGAAUAUGGUGACAAAGAAAACACAAACCUUCCAAAAAGUAUUUAUAGAAUAUUUAAUUUUCAGAGUCCUGGUUUAUGGAUUAAAGUAGAACAACAAUUUGAGUAAUAUAUCUGUAGUAGAAAUGUUAUAUAUGACAUUAGUUGCCCACCCAACAGUACUUGAUAAGCAUUUCAUAUCAUUUCACAGUAUUGUAUUGGAACAAUUUUAUGUUUUCAAGGGUGUUAAAUAAAUGAAUAAAGCUGUAUCUGUUUAAAAUAUGAAUCAUUGUUUUGUUAGCACUUGACCAGCAGUUAGAUUGGCAGUCAGCUCGCGUGAUGGGUGUAAUAUUUCCUUCUCACAAGUACAUACUGAUGCAAUAGUACAGUUAUGUAGUUACAGGUGUAAUCAUUGAAAUAAUAUAAUAUUACUUUCACAUAUAUAUCACGUAGUGCUGAAAUCCUUAAGUGUCUGUUUAGGAUAAGUAACAAUAGCUUGACAAAUGCACCCAAUCACGCGGGGAUUGCUUCUGUAAUCCCACUUUCUCCUUCAGCACAAAAAAAAACUGAGAGGCUUCCAUUGUUUCCAGUACAAACGCAACACAGUGUCAGAAGAUCCCUUCACGUUUAUAGUGUACAGACCAAUCAAUGUUAUGUUCAUAUUUCUCUCGUUUAGAAAAAUACCAAAGUUAUAAUGAUUGUUAUGUGUACCAAGUGAUUAUCUCAUGAUAUUUUGUAUCAUUAUUACAUAUGAAAUCACUGUGGCCAAACAUUGCUUACAGUUACACAAUUUAUCUUGUUUUUGUUUAAUGUCAUAUACAGAACCCUAAUCAACAAAAAGAAUUAUUUAUUAAUUAUUCAUGUAACAUUAGUUUAUAUAUUUUUAAUCAGAGUAAGUGUAGAUAGAGAACUGAAUAAAGUGUUUUGCCAACAUAUAUUACAGGGAAAUGAAAAUUGCGGUUGUUGUUGGAGGUUUAUUAUCAAGAAUCUAUUACAAAAUGUUCUCACAAAGUGAGCUAACAAGAUCUUAAUUAUGACUUCAAGAAAGGAUUGAUAUAUAAAUAUAUAUAGCAUAUAGACCUGUUUAUAUUUUGUGAAUAUAGGAAGAGUGACAGUGAUAAAAGAGUGUAUAUUAUCACCGCAACAAGUGUCGGUGUCUGUUUAGUGUUUGUAUCCUCAAUGUGUGUAUGUUGUGUGUGGGACAUCCCCACUUAAUCUGAACAAUCUGCAUUGUGCGUCAUGUUAUUAUUGUCUUAAUUUUGUCCUUCCUUGUAAAUGCCAGUAUAGCCUAGUCAGGUGUAGAUUAAAAUGUAUCACAAACACACAAACAAACAAAAAAAUACCAAUACAUACUUAUUUUUGUGAUUUGUUUGUUUAUUGAAGAAAGAUAUGUACAAAAUUUAUAUUGGUAGUAAAAGUAGAAAAUUAUUUGGAAAUGCCUUCCUGCCAUUGGGGUAUGCCAAGAUUGAAAUAAUAAAAUUGUUGACACAACCACACAAAAACAAAGUGAUAAUUGAGAAAUUACAAAGAAGUGGCCUUGAAAUUCAUUUUGCUUAUAAAAUCAGUUUAAGGAAUUAAGAAAAUAGCUGUGAAAAGAAAGACACAAUGCAGUGAAUUUGUAGGCAACCAUAUUCUUGAUAAAUGAAUUUUUGCAAACAUAUUUGUAUUACUAGUGGACAUAAGCAAUUUUCAUAGCAUUCAUCAAAUCGUGCCUAGCUCAUAACAGUGAAUGUUCUCGGGAAUAGGUUGUACUGCAAAGUUCACAAUAACAUCAUGUAAGUAGCAAAGAAUGUCCAUUGUUGUUAAUACUCUUGGCUUAAAUGUGUUCAAAAAGUAGUGAAGUGCCUUCCAGUUUUCUGACUAUUUGAUUAUGUGAUGUACCAUCAACACAUUUUAGUAAAUUUUUAGUAAACUGUCAGGAAUGCCAAAAUUAAAUGGCUUUGUUUCAGUAACAGGUAUCACCCUAAAUGGCAUGUUUAGUUAAUAUCUGUAACCUUCAGUUUUAUUUGGGUUAAGGGAUAUACGGCACUGAACUGUUAAACAUAUGACACACAUAGAGCUAAAUAGUAGAGUAGAUACCAUGAUGCAAUAAGUAAUAUCAUGUACAGUAUAUCAAUUAGCAUUAUGUAGUCAGACACAGAACCAGGACGUGACACACUAAAGCUCUCUGGCUUGGAUCCACUUAUUGACAGUAAGCUUCAUGCACACAGGUCUGAUGCAACAGUUUCUUAAGUAAUGCUGUUUGUAUAGCAGAAUUAACUUCCAUGAUUAGCUGUGACUGUAUCAUUGUUAAUUUAGUGUGUGGUGGCAUUAAUCUGCUCCUGAGCCAGUUCAAAAAUCACUGUGAUUCCAAAUAUGUCACUGUGUGUUGUGUACGGCGAGCAAAUAUUUUAUUUUCAUUUAAUGGACAAUGUAAUUGUUAUAAAUGGGUUAUGAAAACAUCAUUACAACAUAAAUCAACAAUUUUCAAAUAUUUCUUCUGUGUACUUGAAAAAAGUAACAGAUGUUUUUGAUGUUAUAUCACGCCAUACUUUACUGUUUUUAAUGUUGCUGAAAAUUAUAAAGAUAUUGAUGUGGUAGUGAUAAAAACUUACUUUUCUGUUAGUUACAUUUCAGUAUGAGUUUCACUUCAUAUUGCUUUUUUGUUGAUCAUUGGAAAGGUUAAUGUGUGGGAGUAACAUGUUGUUAAGUUAAUUAUUUUCAGUUUUUUUCAUUCAAUGUAAGCUAAACCAUAUAGACACACAUAAUCUUGGCUCCACAGUUGUAUUUUCUACUGCUCUUUGUAUGUGAAAUGUAAUGUAGUAUACUGUAUCAACAUACAUUUGUACUAAAUAGACAUUGAUGUAUUCUGAUGUCCUUUUUGGUUUAAUAUUUUGUUUUCAUGGUUUAUUGAGUGCCAAAGAUAAUUUUCUUAACAACUUUAUUUAGGCGUGUGUGUUUGACUUACAUGUAUGUAUGUACAAGAAUGAAUUUGCUUAUCUUUCCUUAGAGAAAAUUAUGGUAAUGCAUUCCUUUGCUGAGUAAGCAUGAAGAUAUGUGAUCACUGGAGUACAUAAUUUUAUGCUGUUCUCUUUUCUAGUUUCACGUUCCCACAGAUGGACAAACAAAUGUAAGACUUUAAUUCCUUGCACAUAACAAAAUGCUGCAUAUAAUGGAUGAUCCUAUCUUAUUUAGACACAUUAUGUUGGCAAAACUGGAGUCAGAUUUCUUAACAUCUAAAUGUGGAACUUACGGACAGUGAAUAGUAACAAUUGUUCUACAUUUAGAGAGUAUAAUGUGCAGUUUUCCCAGCAUGUCAACUUAUUUAUAAGAUAUUUACAUAUUACCUCCCUUUCCCAAGUCUCACCCAGAUCAAUCACAGUCUAGAUAUAACAUAUGUGCUCCUUUAAGUUUGCUAAUGUCACAGUGUACUGGUGUAUUCAAUAAAAUAGUUACAAAAAUA
Messenger RNA from Schistocerca americana (American grasshopper), 4890 nucleotides. Its product is annotated as protein bric-a-brac 1-like. Gene Ontology annotation, cellular component: nucleus. Bases 84 to 1310 code for a protein of 408 amino acids. NCBI's taxonomy places the organism in Eukaryota, Metazoa, Arthropoda, Insecta, Orthoptera, Acrididae. Gene Ontology annotation, biological process: regulation of transcription by RNA polymerase II. The transcript has 8 exons. Gene Ontology annotation, molecular function: DNA binding. The record is from RefSeq and is a predicted model, not a curated record.